Messenger RNA from Etheostoma cragini (Arkansas darter), 2566 nucleotides. RefSeq names its product solute carrier family 25 member 25a (gene slc25a25a). The record is from RefSeq and is a predicted model, not a curated record. NCBI's taxonomy places the organism in Eukaryota, Metazoa, Chordata, Actinopteri, Perciformes, Percidae. Gene Ontology annotation, molecular function: ATP transmembrane transporter activity. Bases 1 to 1413 code for a protein of 470 amino acids. Gene Ontology annotation, biological process: transmembrane transport. Gene Ontology annotation, cellular component: mitochondrial inner membrane. The transcript has 11 exons.
AUGCUCGGCCUGUGCUUUUAUGUCCCCGUGUCCAACUCAGAUCCGGUUGAAGUGGAAUAUUUUGAAUCUAACGGGCUGCCGUCGGAACUGAAGUCUCUCUUUAACAAACUGAGCGUGUUCCUGCCGUCCCAGGAGUUUUCAACCUACCAAAGGUGGCGAAAGAAAACCUUGAAAAGGGAAGAAAAUGAUGCAGAUGGACAGCUGGACUUUGAGGAGUUUGUUCACUAUCUGCAAGACUAUGAGAAAGACCUGAAGCUUGUAGUGAAAAGUCUCAAAGGGACGAAUGCAGGCAAUGUCGAUCCUAAGGAGUUCAUGCAGUCUCUUAAGGACCUUGGUGUGCAUAUUUCAACGCAGCAUGCGGAAAAAGCCCUUAAGAGCAUGGAUAAGCAUGGAAUGAUAACCAUCAGCAGUGAAGAGUGGAGCAACUUCCCCUUGGUGGAGAAGACUGAGAACAUUCCUGAAAUCAUCCUCUACUGGAAACACUCAACGAUAUUCGAUGUAGGUGAGAACCUUAUGGUGCCUGAUGAGUUCACUGUAGAGGAGAAGCAGACCGGGAUGUUGUGGCGGCACUUGGUCGCAGGUGGAGGAGCUGGAGCUGUUUCAAGGACCUUUACCGCUCCCCUGGAUCGACUCAAAGUCAUGAUGCAGGUUUAUGGCUCUCGAACCAACAACAUGUGCAUCAUGACCGGGAUGAUGCAGAUGAUCAAAGAGGGGGGUGUGAAGUCGCUGUGGCGAGGAAACGGUGUGAACGUCAUCAAAAUUGCCCCCGAGUCGGCCCUCAAGUUCAUGGCGUACGAGAAGAUAAAACAACUAAUCUGCAGUGAAAAGGAGACUCUGAGCAUCGUGGAGCGAUUUGUUGCAGGGUCUUUGGCCGGAGUGAUCGCCCAGAGCACAAUCUACCCCAUGGAGGUCCUGAAAACCCGUCUUGCCCUGAGGAAGACCGGGCAGUACUCUGGUAUCUUAAACUGUGCAAAGCAGAUUUUCAGGAAAGAAGGCCUUGCUGCGUUUUAUAAAGGCUACGUCCCUAACAUGUUGGGUAUCAUCCCCUACGCAGGAAUAGACCUGGCAGUGUACGAGACAUUAAAGAACCACUACCUGCAGCAUUAUGGCACCAACAACACCAACCCGGGCAUGGUCGUCCUGCUGGCCUGCGGCACAGUGUCCAGCACCUGCGGUCAGCUCGCCAGUUAUCCUCUGGCCCUGGUCCGCACACGCAUGCAAGCACAAGCUGCAACAGGGAGCAACCAGCAAGUGACAAUGUCUGGUCUCUUCAAGCAGAUCUUGCAGACAGAGGGCCCGACGGGGCUCUACAGAGGCCUGGCCCCUAACUUCCUAAAAGUCAUCCCUGCCGUCAGCAUUAGCUACGUGGUGUACGAGCACAUGAAGACACAGCUGGGAGUGAAAUCACGCUGAAACUAGCCCUCUUUGUUAUUUCUAAGCUUGACUGUGACAAGUGGACCUUUGGGCCCCGCUGGGGUUUGUGUAACGAUCUCAUUCUGUGAAUGCCCGCUGAGGAAAGACGAGAAAGGCCAAGGUGGAGGAUAUGGACUCUGUGAGCUCAGGAUGUCAGGAUUGUGACUGCUGCUAUUUGUGUCGUUAAGUGUUGUGAGCUGAAACGAAAAACAUGAGGGAUGUGGGUGAUUUGUUAAUCGAGGACCAAAUGUUUUUGUUCUUUCUACCAUUUUGACUUUUGGUGCCUGAGCAAGCGUCCUGUUAUUUUUUGUGUUGACACUGUAAGCUUUGGGCGGUCAGUUCAAUGCAUCACCAGAAUUAGUGUUACGCAACUCAACUGAAAAUGACUUUAAUUCACAGUACUAUUUACAUGCCAGAUAUAGCAUUACGUUCUUUUGAAAAGUUGUAUUAUUUAAGUUAUGGUUAUGGUAAGAAAUGACUGUCCCUAAAUGAGAGGAUUUUGCACAUGAGUUUUUUUUCUCUCUCCACCCCUGUCCAAAAUGAAUGAAUGGUUGGAUGACAAGAUUUUGUGUGACAAAUAAUGGGAGUAUUUAUUUCCAGCCGUCCUAUAUUUAUUGAUUUUAUUGUCUGAGAGGACUUGCAAUGUUUCAUGCUUCCUGUCUGCAGAGCCAAAUGUGCGAUUAGAUUACUGUUGAAAUGCAGUGAGUGUAUUCGGGUUGGGAAACCAACACCAGGUCACAGCCUUAACAUGUGGCUAUGAAACACUAAAUAUAGCUGUCUGAAAUGUUAACACAAGGUUUGAGUUUGUACUCUAAGUCUCUGUAGAUGGUUGAGACUUAAAAAUAACUGUUCAGAUUAUGUCAGUGUUUUAGAUGGUUUUGCCUUUCAAAGGUAUAAAUGUCUUAAUGUUAACCUAAGGAUAAGGGCAGAUUCUUUAAUUCACAGAACGGCACACUUUUUGUUUUUUCUUAUCACAACAUUUAUACUUAAACAAGUGCUUUUGAAAAAGAAGAGUGACAUAAUGCACUUUAAUCACUGCUGGAAGGGCCUCUCAAUGAAUCUCAGUUCAAUCCAGGUAUUAGGAUUCUUUUGUAAGGGAGUUUUAGUCUCGUUUUAAUGGACCAUUUCGAUGCAAAUAAAAAUGCAAAUUCUU